This is a messenger RNA of Cavia porcellus (domestic guinea pig), 6766 nucleotides long. Its product is annotated as zinc finger and SCAN domain-containing protein 23. Bases 568 to 1782 code for a protein of 404 amino acids. NCBI's taxonomy places the organism in Eukaryota, Metazoa, Chordata, Mammalia, Rodentia, Caviidae. The record is from RefSeq and is a predicted model, not a curated record. The transcript has 4 exons.
AUUUCCGGCCUGUGUGGCGCGUCGCGCCCGACGCGGCGGUUGUCAAGACUCCGAGGUAACGCGUCUGGCCGGCUGCGCCUCCGGGGGCCGGCGCCUCGGUGAGCUGCGCCGGAGCCCCGGGGAGGCGCGGCGGGCGGCAUCCGCGUGGGGCCUGUGCUGCGGCCGUCCGGCCUGCUCCUGCUGGCUCCCGGCGCUGUUCUUGGACGAACGUUUCCGCGGCCCAGCGCGCCCGGGAGCUCUGUUCCAAGCGCUUCUCAAAGAUGCUUCUCACAAGUUCAGGCGAUCAGCGCUGUCAUGUAGACGCCACCCCAACCCCGCCUCUGCCUUUUUUUGUGACAGCCAAGAAGAAAAUGCACCCGCGUUUCCAGGGUUCGCAUCCCACAGUCUGCCCCAGGGGUCGCUCUCUGAAAACCGCUGCAAGCGUCCCGCGCCGUCUCAGGAUGAGCUUCGCAGCCCGACCCAGGAAGUUGCUUCUAUUUGAGUCCGGUGUUCUGUCUUGAUACCGAUCUCAGGAUUUCCUGAAGAAAAGUUGAAGGGGGAAUUAUCAAGAAUAGAUUGGUUUUUUGAAUGGUUAAAUCUAAAAUGUCCACAGCCUUGGCCCUGCAGGCUACAGGGGCUCCACGAGGACUUUUGGAAGUGAGCGUGAAGGAGGAGAAGAACCAUGCCUGUGGUCAAGAAUCUGACAGGUCAAGGAAGACCUUUGAAAGCAGGGAGAUCUUCCGAAGACACUUCAGGGAGUUCUGCUAUCAGGAGACCCCGGGACCCCAGGAGGCGCUGCACCGGCUCCGAGAGCUCUGCCACCAGUGGCUGCGGCCCGAGACCCACAGCAAGGAGCAGAUCCUGGAGCUGCUGGUGCUGGAGCAGUUCCUGGCCAUCCUGCCUGCAGAGCUGCAGGCCUGGGUGCACGCACAGCAUCCAGAGAGCGGGGAUGAGGUGGUGACUGUGCUGGAGGACUUGGAGAGGGAGCUGGACGAGCCAGGAGAGCAGGUCCCAAGUCCUACUUAUGAGCAAGAAGAGGUCGUGAGGCAGAAGGCAACUCAAGGAACAGACCAGCUGUCCCCAUGCAGCCAGUUCCCGUGCUCAGAAGAGCAGCUGCAGUGUCACAUGCUAGAGGCGCGCCCAGUGCAGGAGAGCGGUAGCGAGGCUGGGACUCGGAAUGUUGAGUUCGCACCAGUGGAGGAGAGCUCUAAAGAAAUAAAAUUUCCUGUGGAAGGACCUGGAACUCUCAGCAGUGGUACCACUCAGGUGCCUGAAUGCGGAGAUGCCUGUGGCCCAGAGGGCAGACUGGGCAGGCACCGGGUAAGCUCCUCAGCAGCGGAGAGGCCUCACGUCUGCAGGGAGUGUGGGAAAAGCUUCACGCAGAACUCCAUUCUCGUGGAGCACCAGAGGCGGCAUACGGGUGAGAGGCCCUAUGUGUGCGGUGUCUGCGGGCGCGCCUUCAGCCAGCGCUCCGGCCUCUUCCAGCACCAGAGGCUGCAUACUGGGGAGAAGCACUACCAGUGCCGUGUGUGCGGCAAAGCCUUCAGCCAGAACGCCGGGCUGUUCCACCACCUCCGCGUCCACACUGGAGAGAAACCUUUCCAGUGCAGCCAGUGCAGAAAGAGUUUUAGCCGCCGCUCUGUCCUUGUGAAGCAUCAGAGAAUUCACACUGGAGAGAGACCUUAUCAAUGUGGAGAAUGUGGCAAGAGCUUCUUUUACCACUGCAACCUUGUCCAGCAUCGGAAAAUCCACACUGGAGUUGAGCCUGUGGGCUCCUUGGAGCAGGCAGGGCAAACUCUCUGAGCCCAGACCCCAAGGCAAGGUCGCAAGGGCACGGUUUCUUGCUUGGCCCCUGAGAGAACAAUCAUAAUUUCAGGUAGUGAGGCUGAAUAGAAAACUACAGGGAAUACCAGGAGAAAUUCCUUUAAUUUUAGGCUAAAAGAAAGCAUAAUUAAAUGCAUCUGUCAAGGUCUCCAUGUCAAUGACAGCCACAGCUUUGCAAUGGCAAAUCUUAGUUCUUCAUCAUAAUACAUGCUUCGAUCUACACACAUGUGCAAGAAGUUUCUGGAUUCAGGAACACUACAUCUUUCUAAUUUUUAAAAAAAAAGUUUAAAAACAUAUGCAACCUGAGUUCAAAAUCAUAUCAAAGGUAAUUUACUGAGUAUUACAAAUUAAUUUUAAAAUCACAGUAAAAUUUACAUGAGCUGACUUUUUUUCCAUGUACAUAUAAUUUGCAUUUUAACCUACAGAAGGAGGCACAUGGUGCCUCCCAUGCAAAUGUAUAAAACCUCUCCUUGUUGAUUUCUACUCAGCCUUCAGUCAGGAACGAGGACAUGGAGCAGCCUCAUUACUGGCAGCUCCCUGACUGCUCGCAGGCAGCAGUGAUGGGAAGACAGAUCUGCACAGCGACCAGGAUACUUCACUAAAAAUAGGCUAUUGCAGAUCGUUAUUUUAAAAACUUUAGUUUCCUUGCAUUUUUCCUGUAACAUAAUAAAAAUGGUUAGUUUUUGCCUUUUGCUUUCUUUUUUCUUUUCUUUUUUUUUUUUUUAAACCGGUACCAGGGAUCGAACUCACGACCAUGCGCUUGCAAGACAGGCGCUUAUCACGACUUCCGGGAGAACAUGGCGGACAGAUAACAGCAACUACCGGAGGCUCUCUGAAAGACUCGGCUCAGAAGCCAGGAAUGGUGCGGACUAAGGAGACAUAAGCAGGUGGAGAUAUGCUCUGCUGACUCAGGAACGAACUGGGCUGAGAGAAGCCAACUUGGAAUGCAGUCCUGGUGCUAAAACAGGAACAGAAAAGCCUCGGUGUGGAGGCUGGACCCCACGCCAUUGUAAGCCGCGAUUUGGGUUUCCCGCCGCACGGCGGCUGGCUGCCUCUACAGUGGCUCGGCAAGGAGAGAGACGCGCAGAAGCUCUGAGAACGGCAAUCUGCGAACGGCAGGGAGGCGUGCACUGACUUGUGGUGAGGUGAGUGAGAGAAACUGACACUCUACCACAGUUUGACUCCAGCAGAGGACUUUCUGGGCCCGAGCAGUCCUGCGGGAGCAGGGCGCUGUGGCGACUCCAGCCACACAUCCCCCUCUCGGGCGGGAUUGGUGAAAAGUGCCUGGCCUGUGUGACGCUGCCAGCGGACCUGGUAGGCUGUCCCAACCCAGAUCCCAGAGCCUGACGGUGGCCGGGAGGGGAGACGCGUAGGCUGCCUGGUCCGUAACUCCCUGGUGCGCAGUGGUGAGCGGGAACACCUAACUGGCGCAAUUCGAUCAGGCUGUGGCUGACUGGGAGAGAAGCUGGGCCUCUUAUAUAAGCUUGCAUAUAUAAGGAACAGAGAAGAAGAGGCAGCAUGGGAAAAGGCAGCAACAAGAAAGGCUCCUCGGCCCCCAAUUCUGAGAAACAGGCAAUAGCAGACACCUUACCAAUAUACAUAAGGCACCAUAUAGAGAGCCUCAGACCAAUUCAGGAAUGAAGUUAUCAACGACCUGAAGCUAGAAGUAGGCAGAAUAAUUAGAGAAAUGCUAAGUACCACCCAAGAAAAAACAGGUGGUGGAAUGGAAGAACAGAAAAAAAGGGGAGAAUUGUUUGAUGGAGAAAACAGAGAAAGCAUAGAAUACAUGAAGCAGGUUCAAAGGCACUACCAAGAUACUAAGAAGUCUAUAGAAGACUGGCAUAACAGCUUGAAAGAAACUAAGGACAGACUAUCUGAACUGGAGGGCAGACUUGUAAUAUGGGAGAAUGAAAUGAAAAACUUCUUAAAAAUAACAAAGAAACAAACAGCAAUAAUACAAAGACAAGAAGAUGAUAAGAGGAUCCAUAACUUAAGGAUUAAGAACAUAAAAGAAGAAGUAGGGACACAAACAAGUGAACUACAAAAGCUACUCACAGAAAUAAUCCAGGAGAAUUUUCCUAAUUUAGCAAAAGGUAAAGAUACUCAGAUGUAUGAGGCAUACAGGACCCCAGCUACCUACAACCCAAACAGAGCAACACCCAGGCAUAUAAUAAUAAAAAUUCCAGAAAUUCAAUACAAGAACAGAAUAUUAAAAGCUGUAAGAGACAAGAAACAGACCACUUACAAGGGAACACCCAUCAGAAUUACAGCAGAUUUCUCUGCACAAACCAUCAAAUCACGAAGAGCGUGGGGGGAAAUAAUUCAAGCUUUGAAAGAUAAUAAUCUCCAGCCAAGAUUGAGAUAUCCUGCACAACUGUCCCUGGAAAUUGAUGGAAAAACAAGGUGCUUCCAGGAUAAAGAGGAACUGGGGGAAUUUGCAACCACCAAUUCAACUCUAAAGAGAGUAUUGCAGGAUAUUCUAAAAAAAGAAAAAUACAAAGAAUCCAGAAAUAAUAGCAGAGAGGCCACAACGAAUGGAGCAGAGAACAAAAUGAAGAAGACAAACUGAUAGCUACUGACAGAAAAAGAGCUCAACAGAAAUGAGGCAGAGAAGAUUGGAUGAUAGGAACAGCUUUUUUGUGGAGAAAAUGACAUCUUAAUAGGUAAUACUGAUUUAGUAUCAUCUUGUUUUGAAGUCUCAUCUAGCUUUUGUCCUUCUGUCUCCAAUGGUCUAAAUAGGCUGUAUCUUAUUGGAUUUUAUUAUGUACGAUAGUAUAAGCAAAAACCUUUUAAAGACAAGGAGAUUAUACAGAAACCAUUGUUCAUUUUCUGUUAGUCGAUUCUAAAUACUCUGUAAUGCUGUCAUUCUCUUGAAUGGUUUUACAUUGUUUUGAUAUACUUAAUGCUACAGUAUACGAAGUUGUACUCAAGGAUUUCAAAGAAAGACAAUAUGGUAACUACUUUUAGGUUAGGAUUAUCUGGUGGUGAAACACUAUUCUGCUUAAAUGGUUAUGUUUUGAUCUGCGCUGUUUUGUUGUUAUGCCCUCUUUUAUCUCAAUCUCCACUCCAUUAUUUACUUUUUUAUCUUUAUCCUUUUAAUUAAAGGAAAAAAAUAGCAGGAUAUAUUAUAGUAACCCACUUUGACUUUUCAUUACCUUGAUUUAAAGCCCUGUAUUACUCUCACCAUCUGGUUUUUAACUGAUGUUCCCCUAUUCUGUUUUGUUGGAUAGUAUCAGGUUCGAAAGUUUAGGCAUCAGCUGUAAAGAUAAUGAGAUUCAUUAUGACGCCCAUUCUUGUUGACUUUUAUCUACUUUUGAAGACCUACAAUGUCUCCAAUGUUUUGGUUUUGUCGGUUUUAUUCUUUACUGUUUUGUUCAAUUGUAUUAUAACUAACGAUAUAGGCAAUUCUAUUAGAGAUAGCGGGAGGCAUUAUGGUAACCAUUGUUGAUCACCUUGUAUUAUGUUUUUACAUUAUCUAUUAUGUCCACCCUUUUGACUUGACCGAUUCUGUUCUGUUAUGUCACAUUUGGUUUUACUCUCUUCCAAAAAAGUAAUAAGAACUGUGGGAGCAAUGAAACCCAAAAUGUGUAAUAGUCAUGGUACAAAAGAGAGGAAAAGAAAGUGCUCCAAACUAUAUAACUGCAUGUAUAUUUAAGUGUAUAAGAUAGAAAAUGAUAUCACAGAGUUUUAUUGGAUCAAUGAACAGAACUGUUUGCAGUAUCAUUGAUGGAAUGUCCACUUUACAAGCUUUAAUUUUGUGACUUGAACAAUUAUUUCUAAGAUGACAAGAUGUAAUCCAUUAACUAGUGAUUUCCUACUGUUCAUUUUUUUUUUCUGUAAAUCUGUAUAACUUGUACCCUUUCCCUGCUUUUUUUUUUCUUUUCUCCUUAAAUAAAAUUAAAAAAAAAAAAAAAAAAGACAGGCGCUUAUGCUGCAGAGCUAAAUCCCCAGCACCAGCUUUUUUCUUUUCUUUCUUUUUUGGCAGUGGUCAUAGGGAUGAACUCAGGGCCUGGUGCAUGGUAGGCAGAUAUUGUACCACAAGGCAGUAUCUCCAGCCCACUGUUCAAUCUUUUGUUUCAAAAGUCUCAGCUUUCCAAGAGUAGAGAGAAAAGUGUGGUCCAUCGUGCAUGUUGGUUGCUUCUGUCUGCAGUGCUGGGGGUGAACCCAGUGCUAGAUGAACUACUCUACCACAGAGCUACGUCGCUAGCCUCUUUAACAUCCACAUUUCUUGGAACUCUUUGUUGUUGAUUACCAGCAAGGUCAUACAUACAAAAUUAAAGUUUCUUUCCCUUGCCUUUAACUGUUUAUAAAACUUCUGUGUGUAUUUGCGUACCAGGUAAGUGCUCUAUUGAGCUACACCCCUCUACAUAGAGCUCUACAAAGCUUUAUGCUAGACUCGGGAGACAAUGCAGUGGAAACCGUGUAGUGAUAGCAGUUUUGUUUGUAAGACCAAAUACACAGCAGUUAAGUUAAGGAUGAUAGAAUCUAGCUGGAUGUAGUGGUACCUCCUUAUAAUCCUCGCACUGUGUGAGGCUGAGGCAGGAUGAUCACAAGUUCAGGCCAAAGCUGGGGAAGUUAUUAAGACCCUACCUCAAAACAAAAAAUUGAAAAAGGGUUCCGCAUAUAAUUUGAUGCAAACAGCCUGGAUUUAAUUCUCACUACCUUAAAAGAAAAAAAAAAUCCUAGCAAAAUUACUGAAAGACAAUAAUGAUCACUUCUGCAUGCCCUUAACUGACAGGGAGAGGAAGCUUUGGGAAGUUACUGUCUGAAAUCAUGCAGCCAGUUGAGAGCAGAGGUGGGACUCGAACCUUGCCUCCUAAGUCCUAGGGCCAAGCUCUUUCUGCUGUCAUUGGAAGUGUUAUAUCACCACACAGGUGGUACAAGAACAUGGGACAUAGAAGAUUACAAGUCAUUGAGUUCAACACCUCCCAUUUGUGUUUAAUAAAAGUACACCUCUAAUUUC